Messenger RNA from Cynara cardunculus var. scolymus (artichoke), 1564 nucleotides. Its product is annotated as SURP and G-patch domain-containing protein 1-like protein. Gene Ontology annotation, biological process: RNA processing. Gene Ontology annotation, molecular function: RNA binding. The transcript is spliced from 8 exons. The record is from RefSeq and is a predicted model, not a curated record. Bases 116 to 1408 code for a protein of 430 amino acids. Gene Ontology annotation, cellular component: nucleoplasm. Lineage: Eukaryota; Viridiplantae; Streptophyta; Magnoliopsida; Asterales; Asteraceae.
CACUACGAUCAUACAAUACGGUCGGGGCCCUUCUCCGAUCCGCUCUUUGUGCUUUUAUAUUUUUUUCUCAAUCAGUGGUUUCUAUAAACAGCUAAAAGAACCUUGCCUCCUGCCAAUGGAGAAAGGAACAGCUUCUAGCCUAUUCGUUAAUGAUGGUUCAUUUAUGGAGAGGUUCAAACAACUUCAAGAAGAGAAGGAAAAGGGUGCUAAAGUAGAAGAAUCUAAAUUGGGUCCACCUUUAUCAGGGCCUCAAAAACCUAAGCCUGUUUUUAGUAAUAGUGGCUCGGAGUCUAAAGCUAGUGAUUCUCGCAGAACAAACAAGUCUUCUUCAGCUGGCAAACUUGCAUUUAGCCUCAAACAGAAAUCAAAACUUGUGGCACCUGCUGUCAAAUUAAGUGAAGAUGAGGAAGAAGAUGAAAGUAUUGCUGGUAAUACAUCAGGUGAUGGACCAACAAAAAGGCAAAAGUUGGAGCAGCCUUAUGUCUCCGAGCAAUCCUUAAAACAAGUUUAUGUUGCAACACCAUGCCCAAGUGAUCCCACAAUAAAGAAGGUUGCAGAUAAGCUAGCAAGUUUUGUCGCAAAAAAUGGAAGGCAGUUUGAGCAUAUCACACGACAAAAGAAUCCUGGAGAUACCCCUUUCAAGUUCCUUUUUGAUGAAAGCUGUGCUGAUUACAAGUAUUAUGAAUAUCGGCUUACUGAGGAGGAGAAAGCUCUAACUUACUCUGUGGACUCCCAAACAUCGCAGCCUGCAGGAGCUGGAAAGAAUAAUGCAGCGAAUAGUUCUCAAAGAUCACAUCACCAACAAUCAAAUUAUCAGAUUCCUGCUUCAGCUUUAUAUGAGGCUACUGACAAUGAACACAUGACAUCAAGUGAAAGAUCUGGUUAUGGUGAAUCUACUGCCCCUUCAGGUUCAGAUCCGAUAGCAAUGAUGGAAUUUUAUAUGAAGAAGGCUGCACAAGAAGAGAAGAGGAGACAGCCAAAGCAUUCUAAAGAUGAGAUGCCACCUCCUGCUUCUCUACAAGGUGGUGGUAAAAGAGGUCAUCAUAUGGGUGAUUAUAUACCUCAGGAAGAGCUUGAGAAAUUCAUGGCAAAUUGCAAUGAUGUUGCUGCACAGAAAGCAGCAAAGGAAGCUGCAGAGAGAGCAAGGAUUCAAGCUGACAACGUAGGGCAUAGACUGUUGUCGAAAAUGGGUUGGAGAGAAGGUGAAGGACUCGGGAGUUCUAGAAGUGGCAUAGCUGAUCCAAUUAUGGCUGGUAAUGUGAAGAAGGAUAACUUGGGUGUUGGUGCUUCUCAACCAGGGGAAGUAACACCUGAUGAUGAUAUCUACGAGCAGUAUAAAAAACGUAUGAUGCUUGGCUACCGUCAUAGACCAAAUCCUCUCGGUAACCCCCGGAAAGCAUAUUACUGAAGAAUGGUGCAAGAUUGGUUAUAUUUGAAUAUGUACACAACUGUGGUAAUAUUGGUUUGCUUGUAAUUUGAGGUCACCUUUCAUGUCACUCGGUGCAUAUAUUUUGAACAAAGUGUGUGUGAUUUUCCAUUUUAAACAUGAUUUUACUUUUGCAAA